GAACGCGAGCGGGGAGGCAAUUUUCAGGUCGGGACUUGGAUGUGUGACGCUGCGUUGAGACAAGUUAGUCGACAGGAACCAGCAAUCCGCAUCGAGGCCGAGGGGGAAAUUCUCACGAGUCACGUUUGGACUCGCAGCUGCUGCUCGGACAUGGGGGUCCGCAGCGCGCGGGGCGAUGCCCCGAGGCCGGGCCUCGCGCGCGCGGCCUUCGACCUGCUGGCCGCCCUACUGCUCGCGGUGAGGUCCGCCGACGCCUUGGAGAUGUCCGUCGGCAAGGUUCCCUUCUUGGAGGCCAUCAACGGCAGCACCGUUACGCUGCCGUGCACGUAUUCCAGCUGCAUUGGCAUCGAGAACCUUUAUUUUAGAUGGCAGUUCACCCGCAACGGCACCGUCCAAACGGUGUGCGACGCGGUGAUACCGUCCAAGGGGGCGGUGCCAAAGGUCAACAUGUACAAAGAUCGCUUCGAAUUUGUGGGGAAGAACAACAACAUUUCCAUCUUGUUGUGGAACAUCACCUUCGAGGAUGGAGGCCAGUACACCUGCUUUGGACGCAACCCCAAAGAAAAGGACAAGAACCACAGCGCCAUCUUCCAUCUGAUCGUCGUGGACGAACUGAGGGAAGUGGACAACACGGCGACCAUCAUCAUCGCCUCUGCGGUCGGGGGGGCCAUCGCGCUGCUCAUGGGCUUCAUGCUGCUGAAGAACUUCACUCUCUUUGUUCUUUCCAAGCUCGAGGAGAAAAAAAAGGAGUGCCUUGUAACCUCAUCAGGGAUCGACAACACAGAAAAUGGCCUCUCGGGAUCGAAAGUGAAUUCAAAAGCCAAAGCUCCAAAACAGAAAUGAGCAAGCGCACGCAUUUGAAAGCACAGGCCAGUCCUCGUACGAAUGAGCCUUCAUUGCAGUACAAAGUACUCGUGUUUCAACCGACGUUUGGUUUUUAAAUGUACACGCCACGCACACUAGAUAACAUUUUAGAUGCUUUGUCAAAUGCGUGCAGACGCUUUGGAUCAAUAUUUAGCCUUUCAAAGUCAAUCAGUGCUUAGCGUUGCACCCGAGUUCUACCAAACGUUACCGACACAGCACAAGCGAAUAUUACCGAGCUCGGGAUAAUAUCAUAAGCUUCUCUCUCCUCCAACCCUUAUGAAUGCCUUAGCGCUGUUGUUGCUUUGAUGAAAAAUAACUAAAUGCAAUUCGUGCAUGUGACAGCAUUUAGAAUGCUUUAAGAAAACGAACCAAAAAAACAAUAACAACUAU
Syngnathoides biaculeatus (alligator pipefish) is the source of this 1254-nucleotide messenger RNA. RefSeq names its product sodium channel, voltage-gated, type IV, beta b (gene scn4bb). The transcript has 5 exons. The record is from RefSeq and is a predicted model, not a curated record. Lineage: Eukaryota; Metazoa; Chordata; Actinopteri; Syngnathiformes; Syngnathidae. Gene Ontology annotation, cellular component: voltage-gated sodium channel complex; membrane. Gene Ontology annotation, biological process: cardiac muscle cell action potential involved in contraction; regulation of ventricular cardiac muscle cell membrane repolarization; regulation of sodium ion transmembrane transporter activity. Gene Ontology annotation, molecular function: transmembrane transporter binding; sodium channel regulator activity. The coding region runs from base 40 to 843 and encodes 267 amino acids.